UAGAGGAGGGUGUCGGGGUCAGGGUUAGUAUCUAGGAGCUGAGUAAUUGCAAAUCACUCACUAAGUCAGGAUCAAGGGACCUGGGCAACUCCAUAUUCCACUUAGUGUCUGGAGUUCAUCUGAUCUACUCAGGCUGGGGCUUAUGUGACAGGUGAGGACCCAAGGUCCCUGCAAGAGCUGAUUCAGGUGACUGAACUCCCCUUGUCUCCCCGGAGCAGAGCAUGACUGCACUCCUGCCCCUACUGCUGGGCCUCAGCCUGGGCUGCACCGGAGCAGGUGGCUUUGUUGCCCACGUGGAAAGCACCUGUCUGUUGGAUGAUGAUGGGACUCCAAUGGAUUUCACGUAUUGUAUUUCUUUCAACAAGGAUUUGCUGUCCUGCUGGGAUCCAGACAAGGGCAAUAUGACCACUUGUGAAUUUGGGACACUGAGGCCAUUGGCUGAUAUAAUCUCAAAGCAGCUCAACCAAAUUGAAGGCCUGCACCAGCGCUUGUCCAGGGGACUCAGUAACUGUGCCACACACACCCAGGCCUUCUGGGGAUCACUGACCAAUAGGACACGGGCACCAUCUGUGCAAGUAGCCAAAACCACUCCUUUCAACACGAAGGAACCUGUGAUGCUGGCCUGCUACGUGUGGGGCUUCUAUCCAUCUGACGUGAACAUCAUGUGGAGGAAGAACGGGGAGCCUGUCCUCCCUCACAGCAACGCCCACAAGAUUGCCCAGCCCAAUGGAGACUGGACCUACCAGACCGUCUCCUACUUAGCCACAUCCCCCUCUUAUGGGGACACCUACAUUUGUGCGGUGGAGCACAUUGGGACUCCCCAGCCCAUCCUUCAGUACUGGACUCCUGGGCUGUCCCUGAUCCAGACAGUGAAGGUUUCUGUGUCUGUAGUGACCCUGGGCCUGGGCUUCAUCAUCUUCUUUUUUGGUUUCUUCAGCUGGCGGAGACAUCGCUCCUCUGGCUACACUUACAUCCCUGGGUCCAGUUAUCCAGGAGGUGAGCAUAUUUCCUAGAGCCGGAAACCGACAACUUUCACUCCCAGUGAGAAGGAGAUUCAGACUCUUAAUGCUGCUGCUGUGCACACAACAGCCCUGAAACCUCUGAUUAAUCUUGGAUCCUAUGGUUUCUCCAGCCAAGUCUUUGAGUUUUCCAGCUGCCCCAAUGUAAACUUUCACGACUUGGGGGGACUCAAUCCUGGGAAUAUUCUGUAACCCAGUUACUGUCCAAGGCCAUUUUUCUGAGGUGAUUAUAAUCCAGAGAGGGAGGUUAACGACCCUUCUGGGGACACCAUGGUGCCAUGGAGGGCAAUGAGUUGCUGGUGGUCAUCUCUGAGGAAUAAACUCUGAUGGAAAUAUUGUUUUUCUGUGCUUUCUCCUGAGGGCCCUGGAGGAACGAGGAGCAUUUAGGGACUGGAUUUGUUUCUGUCCUACUUGAGUAGGGGUGUCAGUGCCUCCUCCCAUUUUUUCUAUUUAGGCAUGGCAGAAUUUGGGGCAGUGUUCUGAUUUAUAAAUUCAUAAAAAAAAAUUUAACUGCUGGGACGGAGUCACAGAGUGACGGAAAGGAAGGAUUAACAGUUCACUUACCCUGUGAGGAAUCUUGUGAGGAUUAAAUGAGUUCACACUUCAAAUGGCUUAGAGCACUGCCCAGCCCAUAGGAACCCACAGUAAUGGCUUAGCAAUUAUCAGUCGCUCAAGUUCCUGUGCAUUGUCGAGGAGCUUUACACCCAUAGCUUCAUUUGAUCUUCAACAAAACCCUGAUGCAGACUCACAGAUGAUCAGGAUUCAGGGUACAGAGGUUCAGGUCCAAGUUCAGGGCAGUUAUUUCUUCCAUGUCCUCCGUGUGGAAGGCCCCCGAGCUCCACGCUUACCAUGACCUGGAUACCAGAGUAGGUGGUUUAUGCUAGAGCCUCAUUCACUUCUUAUAAAAACCCCAUAAAGGGCCUCCCCGGUGGCGCAACGGUUGAGUGCAGGGUUGCGAAGUUGGCCGCAGCCUCUGCAGGGCUGGUUCGAUCCCUGGCUGCUCCCCGGCCACCAGAGGAGGGUCCCACAUGGCGCGCAGACUCUCCUGCCGCCCGCUG
This is a messenger RNA of Talpa occidentalis (Iberian mole), 2077 nucleotides long. Its product is annotated as HLA class II histocompatibility antigen, DM beta chain. Gene Ontology annotation, cellular component: lysosomal membrane; late endosome membrane; MHC class II protein complex. The transcript has 6 exons. Gene Ontology annotation, molecular function: MHC class II protein complex binding. Gene Ontology annotation, biological process: immune response; immunoglobulin production involved in immunoglobulin-mediated immune response; positive regulation of T cell activation. The record is from RefSeq and is a predicted model, not a curated record. Bases 222 to 1013 code for a protein of 263 amino acids. Lineage: Eukaryota; Metazoa; Chordata; Mammalia; Eulipotyphla; Talpidae.